AUGAAAUCAAUUUAUAUAUCUUGUCUUUUAAUCGUUGGUUUUCUCUCAGUAACCUAUGGACUUGAAUGUUAUGUAUGUGAGCAACAAGAAGGAAAUGAUGAUAAAUGUAUAAAAACUGUUCGUAUGUGUCAAAGAUAUGAAGAUACAUGUGCAACGUUAAUUCUCUAUACAACACCACAUGAAUGGACUCCACGUCUUGAACGUCGUCAUUACAUAUCAAAAGGUUGCGAUACUCGGGACGCAUGUACACGUCUUCUGUAUGGUUUGGCAAGUGUUUGUUCACGUAAUUGGUAUGAAGACUGGGCAUGUGUCGAAUGCUGUCAGGGAGAUCGAUGCAAUCGAUAUGUUGUUCUUGGCUCAAAUAAUAUUCGUGCAUCAAUACUACUAUCUGCUAUUAUGUCUCUAGCAUCAUUAUUUAUCCGUUUUUGA
This is a messenger RNA of Rotaria socialis, 429 nucleotides long. Lineage: Eukaryota; Metazoa; Rotifera; Eurotatoria; Philodinida; Philodinidae. The record is from the annotation of a GenBank genome assembly.